Molecule: messenger RNA, 2841 nt
Organism: Melitaea cinxia (Glanville fritillary)
Lineage: Eukaryota; Metazoa; Arthropoda; Insecta; Lepidoptera; Nymphalidae
Gene: Pde8
Product: high affinity cAMP-specific and IBMX-insensitive 3',5'-cyclic phosphodiesterase 8-like
Exons: 17
Coding region: 1-2793 (930 amino acids)
Biological process (GO): signal transduction; positive regulation of ERK1 and ERK2 cascade
Molecular function (GO): 3',5'-cyclic-nucleotide phosphodiesterase activity
Source: RefSeq, a predicted model, not a curated record
AUGGAUCUUAAAAGUACAACAGUAAGCGACAGAAGUGAGGUAGACGUGAGAAACGAUGAAAAAGUAAAAAAAAUUGGAUGUUGGGCCAGAUUUAGAAGUUUAUUCGAGGAUAGGGGUUUCGAUUUGGAGUUUGAAUAUAAUAAUGCGACUCCUGGUGUUAUAAAAGAGAAUCAACGAGAAACAGAAGGAUAUAGAAAGCUUGAUGACAGAAAAUCUAUUGGCAAAAAGCCUGAAGAAAUUGAUAUAGACGGUGAGUUGUCUGGAGUUAUACACUUUUAUGAACAGUUCGCUACUUUGAACGAUGAUCCUAAAGAAGAAGUAUUUGAUACUAAAAGAAGAUCGACUAUACGUCAUAGAGUAUCGAUGAGACCAAGUAUGUUGUUGACUAACAUUGCAGAAGAAACGGGCGACGGUGAAAUCAAUGACGUAGAGGAGAACAGGUCGCCGCCGCCCUCAAACAUCCCCUCCGCUCUGUUCUACGCGCCCCCGGAACCCUUAGAGUUACUAUGCGUUUUCCCGGAGCGAGCCUCGCGCGUUUGCGCCGCAGCUUGCAACGCGGCUGCGCGGGCCGGUGGCGAAUCGCGUGCGGUUCGCGGACCGAGGGAAGCGCUGGACGCGUUCCGUCGCGACGCAGACACGCGGCUGCCUCACGUUGUCGUCAUUGAUGCCCGACAACCGCAAAUUAUGGAUCCGACAUUAUUAGUACGUGCUAUUCGAGGCUUAAAAAACACUCAACAUAUUGUUGUAAUCGCCGUGGUAAAAAAGAGUGCAUACCUCAAAGAUGACUUCGCGGUCAUACCAUAUUUGGAAGCCGGUUUCAACAGGGUAAUGGUAGAAACGUUGGGUGCAACAGCCUGGUGUGCGGAAAUGUUACAAGCGCGUGCUGCGGCCGCAUCUAUGCGCGCUCAAGUUGGGGCCGUCGCAGCUCUGGCGGCGGCAGCAGAUCGCUGUCGAGACCUAAUUGCUAUUACUGAUGACCAACAAAGGAUACUCCUCACAAAUAAGUCAUGGUGUCGGGUGGUUGGCUGGAGACCUGAAGAUGGACCGCGGCCUUUGACUGAAGCAGUAAGCGGUGAAGCCCUCCGAUUAGCAGCUAGCGGGGUCCGAGAUUGGGAGGCGCCUGUGUUAAUAAGAAGACGUGCUGCUCCCGACCCCGUGUUGCUUCCUUGCCGUGGAUCGGCUGUUUCAUUGAAUAAGAGCACAUCACACGUCGUGUUCGUCUGUGAACCAAGCAACGCUAUAGAAUGCGAUCGUGCACGUGGUUCCCUGCAUUCUAUCCGACGAGGAUCGUUAGACGUGCGCUCGGUGGCGUCUGACGGCUUGCGUCGUACUUCAUUGGCUAAGUUGCAGGGAUUACCGCUCGAAGCUCCAAUUACCAAGGUGAUAUCCCUCUUAUCCGCGGCGACAGAGGGUGCACCGCCCUCCACCGUAGCUUGCAUAGAUCGCGCCGUAGAUAUGCUGCGUACCUCUGAACUGUACUCGCCGCAAAUGAGGGAAGAUCCGAAGAUGAGAGCCGAAGACCCUAUUGCUACUGACCUUAUUGGCGCCUUGCUAUCGCGGGAGCAAGUGAACUCAAACCUUUUCUAUAUGCAAGGAGCAACCAAUGUCCUGUCGUCGCGAAGAAGCAGCAAUGAUUCCACCGUAGUCAGAUCCCAAGCCAACAGAACAAAUAUGAAGCACAAGACAACAGGCCAGCUACGCGAAGUUCUAGAUACAGCACUAAGCUGGGACUUCGAGAUAUUCCGCCUGGAGGACCUCACCCGCGGUCGGCCGCUGACACACCUCGGCCUCACGCUGAUGGGCGGCCGCUUCGACGUCUGCUCGACCCUGGAGUGCGACGAGAGGACUCUCCUGCACUGGCUGACCGUCAUAGAAACGAACUACCACGCGGUCAACACCUACCACAACUCUACGCAUGCCGCUGAUGUUUUGCAGGCCGUGGCGCACUUCAUGGAGAAGGAGCGGCUGCGGGCGCUGCUGGAGCCGCUGGAGGCGGCGGCGGCGCUGCUGGCGGCCGCGGCGCACGACGUGGACCACCCCGGCACGUCGUCCGCCUUCCUCUGCAACUCGCGCCACGCGCUGGCGCUGCUCUACAACGACGUCAGCGUGCUCGAGUCGCACCACGCCGCGCUCACCUUCAAGCUCACGCUCAAUGAUGACCGCGUGAACAUAUUCAAGAAUCUCGACCGCGAAACGUACAAGACGCUACGGCACAACAUCAUCGACAUGAUCCUGGCGACGGAGAUGACGAAGCACUUCGAGCAUCUCGCCAAGUUCGUGAACGUCUUCUACGCUAAGUCCAGUGGAAGUAAAGAGGAUGGAAUGCACACAGAUGAACCUCUGUCAUUGGAUACAACAGCCCUAACGUCACCGGAAAACGUCGUUCUAGUGAAGAGAAUGAUGAUCAAAUGCGCUGACGUGUCAAAUGCCUCAAGACCACAAAAGUUCGCCUUUGAAUGGGCUAGAAGAAUCGCGGAAGAGUACUUCCUACAGACGGACGAGGAGAAGGCCAAAGACCUGCCAGUCGUGAUGCCGAUGUUCGACCGCGCGACCUGCUCCAUACCACGCUCGCAGAUCGGCUUUAUCGACUACAUCAUCAUCGACAUGAUGGAAGCUUGGGCUGCGUUCAUCGACAUGCCAGAACUGGUCACACACGCAAGGAAUAACCACCAGCGUUGGAGGGAGCUCGACGAAGCCGGUGUUACCACAAUCGCAGAUGUGAAACGAGCACAACGUCAGAACGCCAUACAGUCGUCACCAAAUACGACCUCGCAACCCACUGCUGAAGAGUAAGCCUUGAGACCAAGAAUUUCAGUCAUAAUUUAUUGAAAUGACGUAUAG